AUGUCAACCGAACCUGAUCAUAUGUUUAUGAUUUAUGAGCACGAGAAGUUCUGGGUCACUAUGCAGCCAUUUCUUCUACACCGGGGCUAUCGUCUUCGACCAAGAUAUGAUCCAAACUGGGUACCUUCAUGGCGUCAGUUAGCCGUUUUAAAUGAUGCAGUCAAACUAGACAACGGUCAGAAGGUCGUUCUCAAGAAAGUAUCAACCGACUCUCAAGAGAUUCCGCUUGCCACGCUUCUGUCUUCUAAAACAUGGAAAGAGGAUCCCAGAAAUUGCUCUGUGCCUAUACUAGACGUCAUCAUGAUUCCGGGCGAUGAUGCUCAUGCCCUUUUGGUUAUGCCUCAGCUUCUAGCCUUUCACUUGCUUCCGUUUAGAUUUUUUGGAGAAUUCUCUGAAUUUGCUCUACAGAUACUCCAAGGACUCGAGUUUUUGCACGAACAUAAUGUGGCACACAGGGAUAUGUGUUGGGGUAAUAUAAUGAUGGACAUUUCUAAAGUGAUUCCAAAGGGAAGCCACUUUUCGCGCUGGGAUUCUCACACUGGAAUACCAUUCAAAAAAUUUCAUUGGAAGCCACGAUGGACCGUUCAGCCUGUUCAGUACUAUAUUAUUGACUUUGGAAUCUCUGUCAGAUGUCAAAGCAAAGAUGCAAAAGGACGAGGACGAUGGGGUCAAGACCGAACCGUCCCAGAGAUGUCGAAGCCGGAGUGGUGUGACAUUUUUAUGGUCGAUAUAUACCAGCUGGGAAAUGUUUUUAAAGAGUGUAUCGAGAAAUAUAAAGGUCUUGAUGCGUUUUCUGAGUUAGCUGACGCCAUGACCAAGACAAAUCCAAACGAUCGACCCAAUGCGGCAGGUUCUGUCGAUAUAUGUGUGAUCAACACAAUCCCUAAUCCCCUAGAUAUAAUUCUCGGUGCUUUUAAACUGAUAGUCGAGGAGUCUAGAGCUAGUGGGCUUGGAGGGCCGAAGAGAAAGAAGGCGUUUGAAAUGAGGCGGAAUGGAGAUUUGGACGAGGAGGAGCAUGUCCGUCCUGUUGGGUUUGCAAUGCUCGAGUGUCGUGAGGUUGGGGUCAAACGGUGGGCUGGAUAG
This is a messenger RNA of Psilocybe cubensis, 1083 nucleotides long. RefSeq lists its product as uncharacterized. NCBI's taxonomy places the organism in Eukaryota, Fungi, Basidiomycota, Agaricomycetes, Agaricales, Agrocybaceae. The record is from RefSeq and is a predicted model, not a curated record. Bases 1 to 1083 code for a protein of 360 amino acids. The transcript is spliced from 7 exons. Gene Ontology annotation, molecular function: protein kinase activity; ATP binding. Gene Ontology annotation, biological process: protein phosphorylation.